UAUUAAACCAAAGAGAGCAGGUUACUGGGUGCAUACUGUGAUGUAUCCGCAUCCAGUAAUAUGGACAAACUUGUAGGGAGAGACAUUUUUGGAAACUCUCUGGGGUUCUGUAAGAGAUUCUGGAUUUGCCUACACCCCGACUUUGCAUUACAUUGCUGGAGAGUGUUAAUACUGUCACAGUUUCAUUACAGCUAAAAGUACCAGUAGAGAAGGAGAAAAAUGGAUCCGGAGGAGUGGAGAAUAUCUGUCUGGGUCUGUCAAGAAGAAAAACUAGUUUCGGGGCUCUCCAAGCGUACUACUUGUGCGGAUGUAAUCAGGGCCCUUAUGCUCGACCAGAACCUUCCGGACCAGAAUCAUUCAGUAAGUUCUGGAACUGCUGGUGGGAUGCUAGUUGGCUCUGCCCACUCAUAUUGCAUUGUGGAGAAAUGGAGGGGCUUUGAGAGGAUCUUGCCCAACAAAACAAAAAUCCUUAGGUUGUGGCUGGCAUGGGGAGAUGAACAAGACAACGUUCGCUUUGUGCUGGUAAAGAAUGAAGCCUCUCUUCCCAACAAUGGACCCAGGAGUGCCGAGGCUCGAGUUGUGCUUAGCAAAGAAAGUCCCUGUGGUCUGAAGGGCACUGCAAGGGCCACAAUGGCCUUGCCCCAAGAAAAGCAGCGGCGUAUUGUUCGCAAAGCGUUUCGCAAACUAGCCAAGAUCAAUAGGAAACGCCAGGAAGAAGCGCUUUCCAAAGAUACAUCAUCUGUAGAGAAAAUGGAAACUUUAGUCCAUCUGGUCUUGUCUCAGGAUCACACCAUUCGUCAACAAAUCCAAAGGAUCAAAGAACUAGACAGAGAAAUCGACAGGUAUGAAUCCAAGGUGCACUUUGACAGAAUGAAACGGCAUGGAGUGAACUACGUUCAGGAUACCUAUUUAAGUUUGGAGACGGACGCUAAGGCGGAGAUUGCCAAGAAGGACACCACAACCAUUUUUGCUGAACUAGAAGAGUAUGCUAAAAAGUGCGAGGAAUUAUUGGAACUUGAACAGCGCUUAUCAGAGCAAGAGGGAUUUGCUGAAAAUAUAGCAAUGGAAAUUCAGGAAGAACUGAAUCAACGGUGGAUGAAACGGCGUCAAGAAGAACUGUCCACUUGUGCUAAGGACAGCGAGUCUGUAUUCACUGUCCCGGACUCUGAAGAUGGCUGCGCGUCAUCAAAUGAACAUUUAGAAAGAGUUAAAACCCAGUUAAGCACUAGCUUAUAUAUCGGACUCCGGCUGAAUACGGACUUGGAGAAUCUCAAAAACGACUUGGAUUACUAUCAGAAGUUAUGGGAUUCAAAGGAUAAAGAGCUUCAAAGUUUGGUAGACAAAAUGAACUUUGCAGACCUUGAAGAGGGCUGUCAGACUCAAGAGACAGUGACAGGUGUUCUCAGCAAACCUGUUACAGACGAAACUGGUCUCCGCUGUCAGCUGGACAGCUCGGAUGGCUGGGUGGAAGAGGCGAGAGGGUUAUCUAAAAUGAAUGAUGUGAAUGACGAGGACUCGGACACAGGACUCAGUUCUAUGCACAGCCAGGACUCUGACACAAUCCCCAUAUGUGAAUCCUUGGUGUAGAAUUCCAGUGGUUAAUAAAGCUCCUAGCCUUACCCCCAGAAAAUACUAAUGCAGGUAGCCAGUAUACAGUGAUGACAAAACAGUGCCUUAAUGUCUUAACUUUCAGUCUUUCCAACUUCUUAAUAAACUGCAUCGCUGGAAACACACACACACUUUUUUAACAGUACCAGAGUUUUCAAAUCCCCAGUAUUGGAUCCUGCAUACCCAUAAGCACAUAUUUUCAAGUAGGAGGCAGUGCUGAAUCAGGGUCACUAAAACAGAUGCCUUCCUGACAGCCUUCAGAAGCCAGACACACAUUUUUACUUUUGAUAAUAUUUUUGUAAAGCAAAACAACUAAUAAAACGCAUAUUGUGUAGCUAUGCUGAUGAUUUAUUGCGUUGAUUCAUAUGCAAAGUGUUAAUUUUCUGCUGUAUAUAUUUUUUUCAAAUGUCUUACAUUCAGUGAAUGGAAGUUGCAGUCAGCUGUACUUUUCUUUGGUGCCUUUAUUGGAUUACUUCAGUUGUAGAGAAUGCACUGCACAUUUUUACAUAAGAUAUAGUAAGGCUGUGCAAGCACAAUUUGAUACAGCAACACUUUCCGAAGCUGUGUUAUGAGCACCUGUCAGGCCACUGAGCUUUAAGAAUAUUUAAGCAGCAUACUGAAAGAAACUGUAUAAGGAGCUGAAUGUACAAAAAUGCAAUGUCCAGAAAGCAGUAACACAACAUACUACCUGAAAAAUGAAAAUAAAUUCUUGUUUCAGUGCACUCAUGCAAAAAGUAUAAUGAGGCACUAAACAUGUCUCUCAGCAGCACUGAGACUACCACUUGUGGCAUAGCAAUUAGGAAAUCACUGCAUCUUGCAUACUGUUUGUUUCUGAAAUCACAGUGAAGAGACAGCAUAAAACAUGGAUAUUGUAUGCAGGAUUAAAACUAAAUAAAUAUUUUACUACUGUAUAGGUAUACAUAUUUCAGAAAUCAAUCAUUUGCUCCACUUGGAAAAAAAUACAGCAUUUAUGUAUACUGCUAGUCCUUUAUGCUGUUUUUUUUUCAUUGUUUGUAACAUUGUUUACUUCUGGGAGGUAGAGUAUGUAACUCUGUACUUGUGUGUAAUGUUUAUAAAUGGCAGCUAACACUCUUACUACAAUAGUAAGCUUUGACUUGUUUAUAAAGGGCAGCUAACAGUCUCUUACUACAAAAGUAAGCUUUGACUUAGGGCUAAAUAUUUCAGUGCAGAUGUGAGUCACCAUUUGCAAUGUUGUGUAAUGAGUCCUCAAAGUCAUUUUUCCCUUGAAAGGCAUAUAUUAUUUCUGCUAAAGUAAGACCAUAGCGCACAUCAGCAAAUUCUUUGAAUGACUGUGAAUUAGGAAGAGAAGUAAUGCGGUUAAAAUUCCAGAAGUGAGAGGGUAAAUCUUUGUUAGAAUCCUAAGGGCAAAUGCUGCUGGGGGUUAUGCAACCUGGAUGGUGGGUCACAUUCAGUGCAGUAACAGGUUAGUAGCUAAAUCUGGUUAAAACUUCUGCUGCUAGCACAAUUGAUUUUGUUCAUUUUCUCCAUCACAGAGCUGCAGUUACAUAGUGAUUCUAAGCAUCCCCAUAUAGUAACUUCUUGCGUCCUUCUAGUAGAUCUUUUUCUGCACAAUAAACUAAGGAAGUCUUGGGUUUUGGCUCUUAGUUUGAGACCUCAUAUAUUUCUUUAAACACAUUCUGUGAUGUUACUGGAUUUUCAAUGUACUUUGAACAAGCUGCAUACAUCCUUGGAUUCUGCAUUAGGUCGAAUAAAAUGAUUACUGGCCUCUCUCCAGUAAACUGAAGAGGGAAUCUUACUGGAACUUUACUUGUGCUUAGGGAACAGUUGAAUUUAAUGCAUGAAUGUGGUACUAGAAGCUACUUGACAUUCUUUCCUAAAUGUAAUCUGAAGUAGACUAUGAAGACUUGCUGUUAGGUUAAAAUGUCACUCUGCAAGUCUGCUUGGGUGAAAUGAAAGCGCAGAACUUUUUGAAAAUGUGACACUGGUGACUAUUAUCUGAACAUUUACAACUUCUUUAACCCUGUGCUGUGGCUUGUAAAUUUAUUCAAAACAGUGCUGUUGAGAGGGUCUUUGCUGAAAAUGGGCUGCUGGCCCUUUCGGACACAACCCGGUAAUCAAAUGUAAUAAAUAAAAAUAAAUAAAUAAAAAGGAGCAAUAACCACUCCAGAUGUAUGUAUUAGACAAUAGAAAAAUGUGCAAAAACAGUGGAGUGCCAUAGUGGACAUAUUCAAGAAGGAUAAAUGAAGGAAAGUAGAAACAUUAAUAAAAGGAAGCAGCAGUGGAAGAUCCAGAGCCUAAUAAGGCACGCUGAAUGAGGACAAUGAUGGACUGCACGCUGGAGAAAAUCAGUCCAGAAAGACAUAGUAACAACAUAGAAUUUAAGGAGUGAGGAAUGUAGGUGAAGGAAAGAGAAGGGGAAUAAAAGGGAAUGAAAAAAUGGAAAGUGACAUAAUUUUAUGUAGAUGUACAAGAAGUGGAUUUACUAUUAUGUCUCACUUAACUGACAUGACUAUUCAACCCCCCCCCCCCCCAAACAUCUCAAACCUUAGCUGGUCACUAGUCAACACAGUGACAAUCCCACACCACUGAUACAUACAUAUAAGUCCGAAGUUGCUUAAACUUGGGAGUAGAUGGAGAAAGCGAUUAAAUGCAGUGCUCAUCUUAUUCUUCUCUGACUGUAACUACCGUUACAAAAUGCUUGCAGGUUUCCAGUGACGGUAUUCCGAGUGUUGAUCAUAUUGGAUGCAGAAAAACAGUAGGUACCCACAAGAAAUAUUUCAUAGAUAAAGUAGAUGUGGAUGAAGCAGGCACAGGUAAAUAUUAGAUUACAGCAGAUGAGAACACACACCAGGUUAUGCUUUACAGUUGUGAACAUGUAUUUAGUUGUUGUUGUUUGUCUUUCGGCUUUUCCCGGUUAGGGGUUGCCACAGCGGAACUCCAGUCCGCUAAUGAUUGGCAGUUGUUUUUUAUGAUAUCGAGUUGUCAGCCUGACGCCCAACCUUCAAUGAAGGCACGCCCAUUCAACGCAUGUCUUUCGAAUGCCCACUCGACCAUGUAUUUAGUAGGGAAUAAAAAUAUUCUGCUUUGAGCCACAGUUUAUAUGUUUCUGUUGGGCAGCAGUCUAGCUUUAGUGAUGAAUAAAAUAAAUGAAAUUUUAUGAAAUAAGUGUAAGGUAGAAGAAGAUGUAAUCACAUGGUUAUGAUAAUUAUAAAUGAAGAUAAAGACAGCAGGAGAAAAAAUAAAUCCUACAUGGUAAUAAAACGGGCUUAAGAUAGAAGGAAGUGGGAGUAUGAUAAAGUGUUGGCUAAACUACACAACAGUGUGCCGUUGGGUUUACUAAAUGUAUACAUGCAUGAUCAUGUGUGAUUCCUACCACUGAGUAAACUGAGAAAGUGUGAACCACGGUACUGCUUAAACAAAUACACAUCCCAGCAAACUGAAACAGCGUAGCAAAAGUAACACAGUAAAAUCACCUUGUAGAAUUUCCAUAUCCAUCUUAUUUUACAACUGGAGCAUGCAUAACUUGUGUAAACACAUACUUCCUAAUAUUUGCAUAUUUAAACAUUACAACAGAAAAUACAGAAAGCUUAUACUUCCUGAAUUUAUUUACAAAUGCUAAUAACCUCAAAUAAUUAAGUGGCAGCCUUUUAAAAUGUUUUAUUGUGGUUAUGUUAGCCAGCAAAUUGCCUGUUUUUUUUUUUUUUUUUUUGCUAGCACUGGCCUGCAGGUCUACUUCUGGGUUUGAUUUCAUCAGUUACUGUUUUCUUGUCGUAUAACUGGAGAAAGUCUUUUAAAUACACAGCAUUCCUGGAUUUCUCCUGCAAAGAGUGCCUAUGUUUACAUGGUUAACGAGUAAAUAAAUCCAUCAAUAAAUAAGUAAAAUUCAUUGUCAGAUAUUUUUCUUCACAGCUCUCAACCUUUUGCCUUCAGAUUUAGGGACAAAGUAAAACAUUGUUAUGGAAAAAAGCCUGAGUUUAAAAAUGCUGGUACAGUUAACUUAGAAUGUUUCAAAAAAAUCUAAUUUUUGGAGGGAUGGAGCAAACAUUUUUGCAGACUAGAACUUUCAACAUAGUCAGAGAUAGUAGCUGGUGAGGAAGGAACAAAUACAACAUUGUGACAAAGUUGACACUGCAUAUUUUUUAGUGCAGUGAUUUUCAACUAACUAUGACCUUUAUUGAGUAGGUUUGUUACUUUUUUAAACACUGUAAAACUAUUCUGCAUAGUUACCUUUUUUCAGGGCAACUCCAGGGUAAGGUCUGGUUAAGUGACUUGCUUACACUCUCCCAGUUGGUGAAUAGUGACAGAGAAAUCAGAUGCAGGAUAAGAAGAUGAAACUCAUUGUAUUAAUCCUCUAGAGUAAAGUGAUAACUAUUGAUUUCUAUUACAUUUGGUUUAAGGAGAGUUCUGCCUCUACAUUUAUGGUCUUCCCUAGCUGACUGUUCUUCAGGGUGAUCACACACACUGGGCAUGCAGAUGUCUUUUAAUUGUCCACAUGACCUGCAAAUCUUGGGAAAUAUUCUAGUGCCUGCAGGAGUGUAUGAAUUACAAUGCAUCUGUUCACUCCUGUGAUAGCCCUGAGUGUGAGUAAAGUUGUGUUAGUCCUAAAUGUGAAAAAAGUUAUGUUAUCUAAUUUUUCCUUAUUCUUGUAGAAUCAAACAACAUAGCAGACCUCUCAGCUUUAUUAUGCGUGUACAGAUUGCUUUUUUAAGUAAGUAGUAAUGUAUGUGGAGUGGUACUCAGUUCCAGAUGAUUCAUGUUUCCAGCUCCUCACAGGAGAAACAUCAGGGCAUGAAACUGGAAAAUAACUAAAACAGAAUGCGCAAUCAUUGAUUGACAGUUUAGACGCUGGUGUAGUGUGUGUGUGUGUGUGUAUACACACAUACACACACACACACACACACACACACGCGCGCACACCCACAUGUGCACACAUAUAAUGUAUGUAUAUGUGCAGGUAUGCAGAUACACACCCACAUGCAAUGUGUUUUGUAGCAGAAGCAGUGACAUUAAUAAUUUCUAGAUGUAUCACCUAAAUGAUGUACAGCUCACAUGAAGAAUUGAAUCCAGUUUUAGAUUAUCUUACAUCACUGCAUUUUAUUAAGUUUAUGAUUUGUGUUAAAACAGGUAGAGAGAGAAAGUUUGGUUCCUUAUACUGUUACAUCUUUUAAAACUGUUGCAUCAUUUGAGCAAUAAUAUUUAGAGAAAACCACUACCACAUGUUCAGGAUAAAGAAACACUCUCAUUGUAUGUGUUGGGAAAAAGGGGAGAAAGAGUUUCUCUCAGUGGAUCUAGUUCUUCAGACUAAUACUUAAUACCAAGGAAACUUGAAUAUGUGGUUGUAUUGACUAAGGUUGCCUGAGGAGAAAUGUAACAGGCUGCUGGCAUUCCUUUCUAAUGUAUACAUUGAUAUGCUUUGACACAGUGUACCUCAGAUGACUAAUGUGGUAAUUUGUAACCAGUGACUAAUGUUCUGUAUUCUUGGACAUUAUUAAAACAAACUACUGUAAAAUGGUA
Messenger RNA from Protopterus annectens (West African lungfish), 7104 nucleotides. RefSeq names its product Ras association domain family member 10 (gene RASSF10). The transcript has 2 exons. Gene Ontology annotation, biological process: signal transduction. NCBI's taxonomy places the organism in Eukaryota, Metazoa, Chordata, Ceratodontiformes, Protopteridae. The record is from RefSeq and is a predicted model, not a curated record. The coding region runs from base 220 to 1587 and encodes 455 amino acids.